Molecule: messenger RNA, 1149 nt
Organism: Mycena indigotica
Lineage: Eukaryota; Fungi; Basidiomycota; Agaricomycetes; Agaricales; Mycenaceae
Product: C2H2-type domain-containing protein
Exons: 7
Coding region: 1-1149 (382 amino acids)
Molecular function (GO): protein binding
Source: RefSeq, a predicted model, not a curated record
AUGUGGUCAGCACGCACUGGAGACCUUGCAGCUUGGAAUGCACCGCUUGAAGAAAGCCCGCCGUUGACGAAAGAAGAAAGACUUGUCCGAGCACACCAAGACCAUUUCGAAUUAACAUCGCUCAUUAUUCCCCAUUGGCUCGUCAGCGUGGCCGAAGGCAAUGAUAUGCUGUACUUGGAGGCCUUUCUUGACGGCGUAGAUUAUAAAGCUAGCGGUGGUGUUGCCAAAUCGAUUUCGAUGGAAUCGACAAGUCAAACUGGUUCUCGGACCACAAGUCGAGAUCAGACCGGUGGUUGGGAUUUCGUUGAGGGAAUCGCGAGAAUCGAGGCAGCAGAUGAAUCUAAGAAGCGACGCCUUCACCAAUUCUACGACAUGUCUACUGAGGCCAAAGUGAAGAAGAUUGAAGAAAUGUCCACGCUUCGGCCUCUCCAUAUCCCCCCAUUCCUAAUGUCUCAACGACCACUCCCGAAAGGCUGGAUCGAGCAGAAGGAUCCUAAUACCGGGCAUACUUUCUAUGUCGACACUGGGGCAAAUCCGCCUCGUUCAAUCUGGGUACACAUUUCUAUCUGUCUCCGUCGAGUCCAUCCCCUCGAAGACGAGCAGUAUCUGAGAGAACAUCCUGAAGCUCGAGAGAAGGCCAACGCGACGCCACCAGGCUACUAUACUCCCCCAGCUGGACCCCCAACCCCGACCGCACCUCUUCCAUCACCCUCGACUCGUCCAGGCUAUGCGCCUCCGACUGGUCCACCAAAGAAACGAGGGCUGUUUGGCAAGCUGCGGGAUAACAUUAGUGGCUCCACUCCAGAACAGCGUCAAGCCGAGAAAGAAAUGGAGCAGCGCCACAAGGCUGAACAACGAGAACAAUUGAUCCGACUCCGAGAACAGCGACACAGAGAGGCCAUGGCUCAACAGGCAGAAAUGUAUCGUCAACAACAAAUGUACCAGCAACAAUACCAACAACAACAACCUUACGGUGGACAGCCACAGUAUGCUUACGGUCCUCCACAGCAGCAGCAAAGAUCUGGGUUUGGAGGUGGAGGCAUGGCUCUUCCUCUGUUGGGUGGUUUGGCAGGAGGACUUUUGAUUGGAGAAGCCAUGGAUGGGUUCGGUGGAGACGAUGGAGGAGGAGAUUUUGGUGGAGAUUUCUAG